Messenger RNA from Naegleria lovaniensis, 1575 nucleotides. RefSeq lists its product as uncharacterized. The coding region runs from base 1 to 1575 and encodes 524 amino acids. The record is from RefSeq and is a predicted model, not a curated record. NCBI's taxonomy places the organism in Eukaryota, Heterolobosea, Eutetramitea, Acrasida, Naegleriidae. The transcript has 2 exons.
AUGUUUCAAGUUCCCUUUUCCCAUGAUGAUUGCGCAAUACUGGACAAAUAUUUGGGUUGCCUGCUCGGGAUGGCUGUAGGAGAUGCCUAUGGUACUACUUUUGAAUUUAUUCCAAGACAUGGAAUUUCUGAAAAUGAUUUGACUGAAAAUCUUGUGGGUGGAGGAAAAUUCCGUUUAAUGAAAGGCAUGUUUACCGAUGACACCAGUAUGGCUCUGUUACAAGCUGAAAGUUUAUUACGAGAGGAUCAUCACUCUGGAAUUGAUAUUCUUGAAUCAUUGAAAAAUUAUCCCAUGGAUGCACCAAGUUCACACGAUCAAAAAACCAGUUGGAUUGAGAAAAUGAUUUGUGACCACACUCUAUUGGAUGGCAGAGAUAUUCAAAACAGAUUUUUAGAGUGGUAUAAUGAAGGUCAUUUGAGUGCCAGUGGUCAUUGUUUUGAUAUUGGAAAAACUACUCUUGUACACUUGUUGAAGAAUGAAAAAACAAAGGCUGCAUUUUGUCCUGUAGCGAAUUGGAAUGAUCAAGCGAGUGGAAAUGGUGCAUUGAUGAGAUUGGCUCCUGUUCCAUUAUAUUAUUAUAAUUUUUAUGUGAAAUUAAUGGCAAAUAGACAAGAUCAAGAUGAAAAUUCAAAACAAUUAUGUGAAAAAGUACUUCACAGAGUCAUUACAGAGAGUGGUAUUUCAGCAUUCACAACCCAUCCUUCUGAGUUGGCGUUUGAUUGUAACCGAUACAUGACUGCCUUAAUGAUUGGAUGCAUGCAAGGUGCUACUAAAGAAGAUUUAUUCAAAGAUGCUUCAAAAGAACAAUCCGAAGAAUAUCAAUUGUUAUUUGUACCUCAUGGAUUACCUCGUAAUUAUUGGGAACAAUUUCCAUUACGUAAAGAAGUUCGGGAAAUGAUUCAAAAUUUCAAAUCGAAGAGUUCAGAUGAAAUUGUCAAUUCGGGCUAUGCGGUGACUGCUUUCGAAGCUGCUUUAUGGGCCUUCACAUCCACAAAUUCCUAUUUUGAAGGUUUGAAAAAGGUGGUUCGUCUCGGAGAUGAUGCUGACACGAUUGCAUGUGUUUAUGGACAAUUGGCAGGAUGUUUUUAUGGUGUGAAUGGAAUUCCAGAACAUCUCAUUUCACAACUUGUAUUCAAAGAUUUAUUGAAAAUCAUAGCGAAAGAGCUCUAUUAUGGUGGCAAUGCUGGUGCUACUACUAUUGUAAAAGGACAAGAUGAUGAAGAGAAGGAAAUGAUGUCUACACAUGUCAUUUACAAAAAUGUCAUGUCUUUGUAUUAUAAUCUGGAAAAUUCCUAUAAGGACAUUCACAGACGAUCUAAUCCAUGUCCAAAGCAGUUCAAGACCAUUGAAGAAUUUGAUUUGGCAGUUUCACAAAUGAUCCAAGAAUUUGAAAAGCAUCAAGCGGAAAUUCUUCUUACAUUGGAAACAUCAUUGAAAGAAUUUGUUCUUUCCAUUUCGAAUUCAAUUUUACAAGAUUUCAAAACCAGAUGUGAUUGUUUCACCAAACCUCCUCUUCAAGAUCGAUUGAAUCGUUUCACAGUUCCUCAAUCGCGACCACUUAUAAAAUUACAAUAG